Messenger RNA from Culicoides brevitarsis, 2137 nucleotides. Its product is annotated as heat shock 70 kDa protein cognate 4-like. Gene Ontology annotation, molecular function: ATP binding; ATP-dependent protein folding chaperone. The coding region runs from base 99 to 2027 and encodes 642 amino acids. The transcript has 3 exons. NCBI's taxonomy places the organism in Eukaryota, Metazoa, Arthropoda, Insecta, Diptera, Ceratopogonidae. Gene Ontology annotation, cellular component: cytoplasm; cytosol; plasma membrane. The record is from RefSeq and is a predicted model, not a curated record.
UUCGCCUCGUGAAGAAGCAAAAAUCGCGUGUGAAAAAAAAUAUUAGAAAAUUUUUUUAAUUUUUUAAAUUUUUUUUUUAGUGAACAGUUAACAAAAAAAUGGCUAAAGCUCCAGCUGUCGGUAUCGAUUUGGGCACCACAUACUCCUGCGUGGGCGUUUUCCAACAUGGCAAAGUUGAGAUCAUCGCCAACGAUCAGGGCAAUCGCACAACGCCCUCUUACGUCGCUUUCACGGACUCGGAACGCUUGAUUGGUGAUGCCGCCAAAAAUCAAGUCGCCAUGAAUCCGAGCAAUACAAUUUUCGAUGCCAAACGUCUCAUUGGUCGCAAGUUCAACGAUCCAACAGUUCAAGCUGACAAGAAGUUGUGGCCUUUUGAGGUUAUUGACGACAAUACAAAGCCAAAGAUCCAGGUUGAGUACAAGGGUGAGAAGAAAAAUUUCUUCCCCGAGGAGAUCUCAAGUAUGGUCUUGACAAAGAUGAAGGAAACAGCGGAAGCUUAUCUGGGCAAAACUGUAACUGAUGCAGUUGUAACUGUGCCAGCUUACUUCAACGAUAGCCAACGUCAAGCUACGAAAGAUGCUGGCGUCAUUGCUGGUUUGAACGUUUUGCGAAUCAUCAAUGAACCAACAGCGGCUGCGAUCGCUUAUGGUUUAGACAAGAAGGCAACUGGCGAACGUAAUGUUUUGAUCUUUGAUUUGGGCGGCGGUACCUUUGACGUUAGCAUCUUGACCAUUGAAGAUGGCAUCUUUGAGGUUAAGUCAACUGCUGGCGAUACGCAUUUGGGCGGCGAAGAUUUCGAUAAUCGCAUGGUCAACCAUUUCGUUGACGAGUUCAAGCGGAAGCAUAAGAAAGACAUCACAGCCAACAAAAGAGCUGUUCGUCGUUUGAGAACUGCUUGUGAACGCGCAAAGAGAACCUUGUCAGCUUCAACUCAAGCCAGCAUUGAAAUUGAUUCGUUGUUUGAAGGCAUUGACUUUUACACUUCCAUCACUCGUGCUCGCUUCGAAGAAUUGAAUGCUGAUCUCUUCCGCGGCACAAUGGAUCCCGUUGCCAAAUCCCUGCGUGAUGCCAAGAUGGAUAAGAGUCAAAUCAACGAUAUCGUUCUCGUUGGCGGAAGUACUCGAAUCCCUAAAGUUCAAAAGUUACUUCAAGACUUCUUCAACGGAAAAGAACUCAACAAAUCCAUCAACCCAGAUGAAGCUGUUGCCUAUGGCGCUGCUGUUCAAGCCGCCAUCUUGCACGGUGACAAAUCCGAAGAAGUUCAAGAUCUCCUCUUACUCGAUGUCACGCCCCUAUCGUUGGGUAUUGAAACUGCCGGCGGCGUCAUGACAGUUUUGAUCAAACGUAACACGACAAUUCCCACGAAGCAAACCCAAACCUUCACAACUUAUUCGGACAACCAACCUGGGGUCUUGAUUCAAGUCUUUGAAGGUGAACGUGCCAUGACUAAAGACAACAAUCUUCUUGGCAAAUUCGAGCUUUCGGGAAUUCCUCCGGCGCCACGUGGCGUUCCCCAGAUUGAGGUUACGUUCGAUAUCGAUGCUAAUGGCAUCAUGAACGUCUCAGCUAUGGAGAAAUCAACUAACAAGGAGAACCGUAUCACAAUCACGAACGAUAAGGGUCGCUUGAGCAAGGAAGAUAUCGAAAAGAUGGUCAAUGAAGCUGAAAAGUUCAAAGCUGAAGAUGAUAAAACUAAAGAGAAGAUCACAGCAAAGAACGCGUUGGAAUCUUAUUGCUUCAGCAUGAAACAAACCAUGGAAGAUCAAAGUUUGAAAGAUAAGAUCCCGGAAGCUGAUAAGAAAGUUAUUCUUGAUAAGUGUAACGAUACGAUCGCGUGGUUGGAUGGAAAUCAAACAGCGGAAAAGGAAGAAUUUGAACAUAAGCAAAAGGAAUUGGAACAAGUUUGUAAUCCGAUCAUUACGAAGUUGUAUCAAGGCGGUGCCGGAGGUAUGCCCGGCGCAGGAGGCAUGCCAGGUGCAGGAGCUGCUCCCGGAGGACAAGGACCAACCAUUGAAGAAGUUGAUUAAACUCAGAAAUGCAGAAAAAAAUCUCAGUCAACAAAUUUGGAUCGAUAAAUUAAUUCUUUUUGGUUAAUUUUGAAAUAAAAAAAAAGAAUAUUUUGGACCAAAUCUACAAA